This is a messenger RNA of Lactuca virosa, 1026 nucleotides long. NCBI's taxonomy places the organism in Eukaryota, Viridiplantae, Streptophyta, Magnoliopsida, Asterales, Asteraceae. The record is from the annotation of a GenBank genome assembly.
UCGGUUUAGAAUCAAUAGAAUAGAAGGUUCCCAAAAACUCUCUGAUAAACCCUAAACCUUCAACGGCAACUUCACCUAUUUAUACUUCUUUCAAACGUCUCCUCUUCAUCCGCCUUUUCCCCUCAACUCUUUCAAACAAACAUUCUUUCAUUCCCCCAAUCGCAUCCGAGCAGCAAUGGAAUUUUGGGGUGUUGAGGUUAAACCUAAUGAAACCCUUAAAGUCGCAGUCGAGGAUUUCAAGCUCCUUCACAUCUCUCAGGUUGCUUUGGGAGAGGUGAAGAAUGGGAAAAAAGUCGAGAAUGUCCAAGUUCGUGUUAACUUCAAUGGUCAAAAAUUCGUUCUAGCAACUUUAUCUUCCGAACGUAUACCACAACUUUUGUUCGAUUUGCUAUUUGAGAAAGAUGUGGAGCUUUCUCAUGGCUGGAAGGAUGGAAGCUUUAUACUAAUCGUUUUUUCCUUAACCCUUCUGUGUUCUUUUGGUAUCACGGACUAUAAUUUUGGUCCUUCUUCUGAUGAUGAUGAAGAAGAAGCAAUCAAGCUUACUGCUAAUGGUGCAGCUCAAGGUAAGCCAAAAGCAUCUUUGAAGGAUGUAACUGAAGAAGAUGACUCGGAAUCAGAAGGUGGUGAUGACUCAGAUGAUGAUAUGGAUGACUCAGAUGACUCAGAAGAAGAAGAAGAAGAAGAAGAAGAAGUGAAGCCUGUGAAGAAACCUGUUCAAGCUGGAAAAAGACCUGCUGAAAGUGCACCCAAGACACCAGUUUCUGAAAAGAAAGCAAAAUCCAACACUCCACAAAAAACAGAUGGGAAGAAAAGUGGACAUACAGCAACCCCAUAUCCAUCAUCAAAACAAAGUUUCAAGAAAGGAAAGAAAAAUGGGAAUAGAUCAUAGAUUAUAGUUUUUAUAUUAUUAUGGGUUUGGUUUGUUUUCGAGGCUUUUGUUAUUAAACAAUGAGGAAUAUAAGUAGCUUUGUUUGAAUUUUAAAAAAACCAUUGUAGUUUAAAAUUGUCCAGAGAGUUUGCUUAUGG